This is a messenger RNA of Gracilinanus agilis (Agile Gracile Mouse Opossum), 2220 nucleotides long. It is a transcript of the gene CTXN1, whose product is annotated as cortexin 1. The record is from RefSeq and is a predicted model, not a curated record. The transcript has 2 exons. The coding region runs from base 124 to 387 and encodes 87 amino acids. Lineage: Eukaryota; Metazoa; Chordata; Mammalia; Didelphimorphia; Didelphidae.
GAAGAGGAGAGGGGUUAAGGGAGCCGCCGUCACCCCAGCCCUGGGUCUCCGUGUCCGUCCGAUCCCGGUCGUGGCCCCAGAGGGGGAGGCGGGCAGCAGGCGAUGUGAGCGGUCAGUGGAGCCAUGAGCUCCGCCUGGACUCCAGACUACGAGGCACUGUCCCCGGCAGGAGCUCCAGGGCAAGGGGGGUCCGGGGGGGCCGCGGGUCUGGACGCAGAGCAGCGCACGGUCUUCGCCUUUGUUCUCUUUCUGCUGCUGUUCCUGGUGCUGCUCAUGGUGCGCUGCGUCCGCAUCCUCCUGGACCCAUACAGCCGCAUGCCCGCCUCGUCCUGGACCGACCACAAGGAGGCACUAGAGAGGGGCCAGUUCGACUAUGCGUUGGUGUGAGGGCAGGGCAGGGCCUAAGGGUCCCGCCCCUGCCCAACCAACCCUUCCCCCUGCCCCAGCCCCUGCCCCUGCCCUUACCCAUGCCUUGAGAUCCCACCGCUCUCCUCCCAUACCCUGCCCUCUAUCCUGCCCCAUCCCCAGACUGGCCUAGAAUCCAAGGUAGAACUGCCUCCAUUAUUGCGCCCCACCUACGGCUCCCUAAACUCACCGCCCAUCACUUUACCUCAUCCAUGAAUCCAGGCCGGCCGAAGCUAAGGCUAUUCUCAUCCAGAACCCCCACCCCGCCCCACUCCCACUUGACUAUCCGGUCCCCCUGACCCAAGCAGAGUCUAGGCCUCUCUUCUGGAAUCCAGAUUCCACCCCCAGCCCGGCCUGGCUUGGGACCAGAAGCCCAGGCUUCUCCCAACCCUGCCUCCUGCUCUUAAGCUUCCAUAGCCACCCUGAGGGCAGAGAUGAGCAGGCCCAAGGCCUAGCACUAGAUGCUUUUGGAAGUGGAGUGGACCAGUCAGUCUCUACCAAUCCACUCACAGCAGGGACGCAUCAGAGUGAAGUGAGCAAGCUUUGGGAGUCAUGUCCCCCAUUCCUGUGCUUUGGGGAGCCCCCCUGGCCAGGACUGGUGGCUGCUUCUUUGCCUCCUGGCCUACAUCUACCCUACCCACUACCUGAUAAUGGAUAAUCAAAACUCUGGAUGCUGCAACCUCCCCCUAGUCUCUGCCCAUUUGACUUACUGAUCUCCCCAUUCUCUCAUGACAGCUGCCUGACCAUUCUCCCAGAGCACUCAGGUCUGAUGCCUCUCCCCUGGAACCUACUCAAGCCCCCAUGGCCCAGGGGCCAUCUCCUAGAUUAAGAAACUCAGCCAGCCCCCCCCCCCCCCCCCCCAGCGCUCUGACCCUUCCCUCAAUUCAAAAAGGAUUUGGUAAGCACCUACUAAACGCAAGGUGCAGGGCCUCCAGCCCAGUCCAGCCCCUUCUCCCUGACCUUUGCCAAUGGACACCUGAACAGAAGGACUUUAUCAAGGCACCAUGGGGGCAGGAGGGGCUGUGCAGGGCACUACAGUUGUACCAUCUCAACAGAAGUUUUGAAUGCCUACUGUAUGGAGGGCAGCAGGUGAUGCAAGAUGGCUCAUACUAGGGUGGGUUUCUUUGACAAGGCUAUAGCUAGCUGCAGGUGAGCCCCAAACCCUUAUUGAGUCUCUUGAGUGGAGGGAACAUCAGCUGAGUGCUGACACACGUGUAGCCCAACUGUCCUCUAUAUCCCCACUGCAAUCUCCUCUCGUCACUUCGGUCACCUCUAAACUUGUCUCCCCCCAAUCAGGGGCCUUCUGCUCUCCCAGACCCCACAGGCUGACUCGUUUUCCACCUCUGUGCCUUCGUUCCUUCCAUUUCCCUGCCUAGAAUGGCCUCCCCAACUUCUUGGCCACCUGAUCUUUUCCCAAGCCUGUAUGCUUAUCCUGUACUUCCUGUUGCUUUGCUGUCUGUCUUCCCCCAAAGCAUGAAAGCCUAUGAAAGGAUUGGGGACUUCUUCCCCCACGAUUACUGUAGGAUUGUUGUUUUUUUUUUCAUUAAGGGCUGGUGCCAGGCCAGCUACCCAAGUACCCUGCCCCACCAUGGGGGAUUUAUUAAUGAGCUCCCACAAGUGCUGAGCCCCUACCCAACUUGGCUGGGCUCUGGGCCCUAAACAGCUCACCCAGACUUCACCCCUGAGCUAAAGCUGGCAGAUGCGCACUGGACAAACCAAACCUAGGAGAGGGGAAGGAGAGGAAAGCCGGAUGGAGGACAGAGACAACACCGCAGCCGUUGCUCAGGCCCAAAUAAUAAAUAACAAAUCAUCCUG